GCACAUUACGGGAUUUCUGUGGGGCUUAUAUCCCCUUUAAUAAAUACAUUAGGAAAUUGCAUACAUAGCAACUCCCUGGUAUGAUCCAAGCAGCCUCGUACGAGCAGCACUUAUAUAGUUAUAACGUAGACCAGGCAUGCUAAACUUGCGGCCCGCCAGCUGUUGUAAAACUACACCUCCCACAAUGCCCUGCUGUAGGCUGUUCGGGCAUGCUGGGAGUUGUAGUUUUGCAACAGCUGGAGGGCCGCAGGUUGAGCAGGCCUGACGUAGACGAUCGCAUUUACCAUAUCUCGCUGUGUCACCCCUCUCUCUCUUGUGACUAGAGACCUCCUCGCGGCUCACAAUGUCUUCCAUGACUUUAGAACGCUCCAUUGCCUCGCGAGAAAGCACGGUGACCGGAACGGGAUCCAGAGGUUCUCAUCCCUCUGCCCCAAGGUCCAUCCUAAGCUCGGCCAAGUCUUGGACAGAUGCCAAGUCUGUCGUGUCAGCACACGAGGGCAAGAAGAAGAAAAAGAAUGACGCCAACCCGUUCAAGAUCCCACCUGAUGUGGACAUCUUCCAGAUUAGAGACCAAGAGAGAGAGAAAAAGCAAAUGGAAAAGGAGCGGAACAAACAUCUGAAGGUUCACCAGAAGACGACCUACAACACAAGGAUGAACGCAGAGAUUGGCCGGCUGAGGAAGGAGAUUGAGGACGAGGAGAUGGAAGAGAUGGGAGCGGAGGUGGACAAGGCCCUGGAUCCGCAGGAGAACGCCUCCUGGAAACUGGCAGUGAUCAGAGACAGGAACGUCCAGCGGGAAAGUGUGAAUGACUACAUCAACAAGAAGAGAGAGAUGUUCCGCCUGGAGUACGGCCUCCAAGUGAAAAGAGAUGAGAUCCAGAAGCUGGAGACCAUGGCCGCCACGGAGGAGCAGAAGCUGGAGAAAGCGGAGCAGUUUCUGGAACAGGACGCCAUCAGAUUCGAUGAGUUCCUGAAAGAGAAUGACAGGAAUUCGGUGGAGGCCAUGAAACAGGCCGACAAGGAAACAAAGCUGAAACUGGAGAGAGCGGCAGAGAUCAAGGGGCUGACGGCGCAAAUGAUGAACAUCAAAAGUGACAUUGCAAAGUCGGAGGAGAUUCUGCGGGAAUACCUCAUGUACAAGGAGUUUCUCUUCAGAUUGUCUCCUAAGGAGUGGCAGGAGCAAAGGCUGAAGAAGAAGGAGAGCGAGAGCAAGAAACAGCGAGAGCCGCUUAUCAGCCGCCAGAAGGAGAAGAGCAGCUCCGGGUCUCACAAGGUGUCUGCAUCCCCGAUGCUGGGAAAGAAACCAGAGUCUCGUUCUUCCGGACCCCUGGCCAGCCGUGAUUCCAUCCGGGACAUCCGUCAGCCGUCCCGAUCCAGCCUGAAGACUGUGGCCUCUAAGAAAAUGAGCAGUACGAUAGUCCUAGAAGACGAUAACAGUUCCGAAAACCUGGUGUCCUCUGACAGUGAAGAGGAGCCGGAGCUGUACUUUACUGAUCCACAACAACUACUCAACAUCUUCUCUGAAAUGGAGGAACGGAACCUGUCGCUGAUCCAGAACUCACAGGAAACAGAACAGGCCUUAGAGGAGAUCAAGCACACCAUCACCAUGACGGAGAAGAAAAUGGAAAAUGAGACUCAACAGCUGAAAGCCCAGAUUGCUCACCUGCAGCAAGCGAUAGUUCAGGAGGACGAGCAAGCAGUAGAUCUCGAAAUGAAAUGCAGAGUAUUUGCCUUUGGCCAGUACAGUUUUGAAGAGCAGGAGAAGAUGUUGACAUCUCUCACCAAGAAAGUAGGUGAAGUGUACCAGGCCUGUAUAAAGGAGAACAGAGCCAAUCUCAACGCCCUGCAGAUGUUAACCAUGAUGGAGCAGCAGGUAGAGGAGCUCUUAGACAACAUUGAAACCAUCCCUAAAGAAAGGCUCGAGACUGCAGAAAAGGCAAAGGAGAAGGAGCGUCGGCUGAGAUUGAGAGAUGAGAAAAUUAUACAGCAAAAGCUGCACCAGGAGGAGAGGCUGCGCCGCGCUUUAGAAAGGGCACAAGCCGACCCCAAGAAAACAACCGGCAGAAAACUGAUGACCCGCUCUGAUCCACCAGCAAUGAAACCCAAAAUUGAGAAAGACCAAGAUGCUGACAAAGAGAAGGAAGAAGCCUUGUAUUUUUUCCGCUAGCAUUGGAGUCAUCCAGAUCUCCUGUAUUGUUUUAUCGUUUUCUGAAGUGGCGGGUGACAGUGCGGCCGUGCUUCCUCCCGCUCGCUGGGACAGCCGCCUUUGUAAAGAGAAAUGCUGGCGUCUUUCAUGUUACAGCUAUUACAAAUAAAGGGCCUUGUCCAUAAUGACAUCAUAUUUUUAGUUAAUGAGCCUCUGGCAGACAAUUAUUGUCACCUUAAAAUGGGUUUUUCCAGGACUUAGAUAUUCAGGUUAGGGGUGCGACCACACUCGCCAAUCUGCUGUUUUGGACAGCUGCCAGCACUGGAAACUAUACAGUAAAUGGAACCGGAAGGACGUGGUUCUGUACACGAACCAAGCCACGGUAACUGCAGCUAAGCUCCCUUUCCAGCAAAUGGGGGUGGAGUGCAGGGUGUCGGACGCCCAUCGAUCUAUCUAUUCGGAGGAUAGGUCAUCAGUAUCUACUACAAAACCCCUUUGGCCAGACACACAAGAGAGUUCAAUGAUUUGUAAUGCUGAGUGACCCUCAGAGUCCUGAAAUCUAUCGUACUACAGUGACAGCAUUAUGUCAGUGUAAUUCAGUAGAUUCCAGGACUCUCAGG
Molecule: messenger RNA, 2766 nt
Organism: Bufo bufo (common toad)
Lineage: Eukaryota; Metazoa; Chordata; Amphibia; Anura; Bufonidae
Gene: CFAP100
Product: cilia and flagella associated protein 100
Exons: 15
Coding region: 344-2167 (607 amino acids)
Source: RefSeq, a predicted model, not a curated record